AUGCUCAACUAUUCCAGCUUCUAUAGAAACUUCGGUGUGGAGGACAGCGCUGAUGACGAUUCCAUCGCUCCUUUAGGCGAGGUCGAGCAUGCCGCGUUCUUGUUGUAUUGGCUAUGCAAGUUCGUGUUUUGCACCCAGGCGAACAAAGUCACCCUGGAGUUCGCCCACCUGGCCGACUAUCUUGCGCAGGGCGGAAGGCUGGCGCUCGGCCCGUUCCUCCUCGGUCAUAUCUACCACACGCUUCACGACGUUGUCACGGACGGGAUGAAGCCGAAGCACGGUCGUCCACUGUGGGCCUUCCAGUUCUUGCUGCAGGCGUAUUUCCCGGACAUGAGGGGAGCGGCCAAUAUUACCGACACCGAGCCGUUGGCCAAUGCGUUUGCCCGGGUCCCCAUGAAGCAUAAUACCUCGACUUCCUGUUAUAAAUUUUUCUAUGGCUUGGUCAAGAGGACUGGGUCACAGUUCCGGGUGUGCCUUGCUCGGCCGUACCCGUUGUUCUUGGCACACGACCUCUCUGUGAUCCCUGAUGGUGAAACAGAGAACGAUUUGAAGGAAAUCUGGGGCUCCUUCCUGGUCGCGCGCGACCUUCACUGCGGCAUGUCUAAGGCUGGGGCCGAGGUUUAUCUGCCAAACUUCGUGGCGCGGCAAUUUGGCUUGAUCCAGACGGCACCACUUCCCCCGUUAUCAACCAAUCAGCUCUCGUCUUGGAGGGCCGACGUCGCCCAACAGCACGGCGUGGCUGGCAUUUCCUUUCAGCUUCAAAAGGGAAUGACCUUCCUCACUCUAACGCCUUGGCUGCGUCGUAAUGCGUACGACGAGGAUGGACGAGUCUGGUACGAGGAGUGCAUCUCGGCCAGAUUCAUUCGGCCCGUUGAGGAGGCCGUGAGGGGGGCUCUGAAGAAUGCAGACUGGGACCCCCUCGUCCCCAAGGCUGCCAAGGGGAAAAAGGCCCCGGCCGUGCUUCCUUGA
This is a messenger RNA of Prunus armeniaca (apricot), 969 nucleotides long. Lineage: Eukaryota; Viridiplantae; Streptophyta; Magnoliopsida; Rosales; Rosaceae. The record is from the annotation of a GenBank genome assembly.